Sinocyclocheilus grahami is the source of this 5023-nucleotide messenger RNA. Its product is annotated as inactive tyrosine-protein kinase 7-like. Bases 391 to 3561 code for a protein of 1056 amino acids. Gene Ontology annotation, biological process: protein phosphorylation; axon guidance; dendrite self-avoidance. The record is from RefSeq and is a predicted model, not a curated record. The transcript has 20 exons. Gene Ontology annotation, molecular function: ATP binding; cell-cell adhesion mediator activity; protein kinase activity. Gene Ontology annotation, cellular component: plasma membrane; axon. NCBI's taxonomy places the organism in Eukaryota, Metazoa, Chordata, Actinopteri, Cypriniformes, Cyprinidae.
CGGAGAGACUAGUUCUACACGUCACUGCUUCUAACACCGGGCGUUCAUUCUUCGCUGGGUUCCGGUGAAGUGUCUCGGUGUUUCGCGGCUCUGCCAGCGGGAUGCAGCAUUGGACGCGUUUCCCGGAGUGCGCGGAGCGCUGAAACCGGAAGCACCGGAGAGAGAGAGAGAAGCGGGCGAGCGCGGGACCGCGUAAAGUGACCCGCAGCUCCCGACGGACUACAGACGAUCCGCUGAGCUGCGCUGCGCCGACACUCUUACCGGAGUCCAGCUCCCCCCGCACCGCACCGGCGACUCUACCGCCACCGAGCUCCCCCCGCGACGCUUCAGCUCCGCUCGCUAAUCCUCGCUCUUUGAGAACGCGUUCGACCUGCGCGUCCCGCGGAAGACAUGGACGGGUCACCGGGGACCGACACCGACACCGGAAGACGAAGAUGCGCCGGUCUGCUGGUCAUCUUCAUCAUGUGUCUCGAAGUCUUCAUCAUCCAGGCGUCUUCGCUUCAGUUCUCCGAAGAGCCCCAGUCUCAGGAUGCGUUACACGGCCGCAGUGCAAUCCUGCGCUGUGAGCUCAGCGGCCCGGUGGACAUGCGGUUCUGGUGGACGCAGGACGGCCGGCAUGUGGACGACUCGGACCGGCGCUUUCAGGAGGGCAGUAACCUGAAGUUCACCGCGGUGGACCGUCACGCAGACACGGGCAGCUUCCAGUGUGUGGCGUCCAGCAGCUCCACCGGAGAGACCGUGAGCUCCGCCAGCGCCUCCUUCAACAUCAAAUGGCUGGAGAGGGGGCCGGUCACCAUGAAUGAACCCGCCUCAGAGGCGGAGCUAGAGGAGGCUGAGCGAAUCGUGCUGCAGUGUCAUAUUGAUGGACAUCCACGGCCGAGCAGUAAAUGGUUCAAAGAUGGAGAUCAGCUGGACAGAAAGGACCGGAUCCUGACGCUGACCAACCUCAGCACAGGGGAUUCUGGGAUAUACUCCUGCUGUGCUCAAAAUGCUGCUGGAAAAGUGUGCAGUAACCACAACAUCACCCUCAAUAUCAUCGAUGAGUCUGUUCCCCGUGUGCUGGUGGCUCCGGUGGAUCAGGUGGUUCUGCGUGAUGAGGAGGCCGUGUUUCACUGUCAGUUCAGAGCCAAGCCGCCGCCGCUGAUCGAGUGGUUCCACGACGCAGAACCCGUCCUCAACAAAUCACGGUUUGUGGUGUACGCUAACGGCACACUGCACAUCAGUCAGGUGAAGCAGCGCAGCACAGGUGUGUAUAAAUGUGUGGCUCAGUAUGGAGAAAACAAACAAGUACAUGUGGAGGCAGCGCUCAGGAUCGCAGAGAUCGCAGACAUGGGCGAGCGCAUGUUCCGGGUUUUCACGGCGGGCCGCGGUGAGCGUGUGCGCUGUGAUCCACCGCAGGGUCAGCCGGAGCCGCAGGUGUGGUGGGAGCGUGCGGGAGCUCGAGUGGCGUCUGAGGGUCGAGUCCAUCAGCGGGACGGAGAUCUGAUCUUCAACCCCACAGACGGCCCAGACUCGGGCGUCUACACGUGUGUCGCCCGCAACACAGCCGGACAGAAGCAGCAGGAGCUCGUGGUCACUGUAGCCACCUCUCCAGAAUGGAUCGUUCAGCCGCAGGACACACGCGUCGAGGAGGGUCAGCCGGGUUUCCUGCACUGUCACGCACGGGGCACGCCUGAACCACGGGUCACAUGGUACCGCAAGAGCGUCCCGAUCAGUGAGGAGGGCUCUCGUUAUAAGCUCUUCUCUAACGGGACGCUGAGGAUCAACAGCGCAGAGCUGAAGGACGCUCAGACGUACAGCUGUGUGUGUGUGACGGAGGGCGGAUCGCUCAUCGGACACGCGCAGGUUCUCAUACUGGAGAAGUUGAAGUUCACGCCCAUCCCGCAGCCGUCGCAGUGUCUGCAGCUGGACCGAGAGAGCAGCGUCAGCUGUGUUGCUGCAGGACGAGAGACGCCCAUCAUACACUGGAGCAGAGCAGACGGCGCUGAUCUCCCGUCUCACGUGAGUCAGAUGAACGGAGUUCUGCGCUUCAGUACAGUGACCCGCGCCGAUGGAGGGAACUACACGUGUGUGGCGUCCAGCAGCGCGCAGGGAGAGAUACGAGUGCACGUCCAUCUCACUGUAGGAGUUCACGUGGAGUUUAAGCUGGAGCCGGAGCAGACCACAGUCUAUCAGGGUCACACGGCUGUGCUUCACUGUCAGGCGUCAGGUGACCCGCAGCCGUACGUCCAGUGGAUGCUCAAAGACAAACUACUCAGCAGCAGCAGCUCCAGCAGGUUUCAGAAGAUGCCCAACGGCUCUCUGGUCAUUAGUGAUGUGACCACUGAGGACACGGGCGUGUACACCUGCAUCGCAGGAAACACCUGCAACAUCAGAGACACGGCAGCGCAGCUCUAUGUCGUGGAGAAGCCUGUGCACCCGCGCAGUGAAGACGAGGAUAAGAGUCAGUUUAAGAUGUUCCAGACGAUCGCUCUGUCGGUGGCCGUGGCCGUGGCGUACAUCAUCGCUGUGCUGGGACUGAUGUUCUACUGCAAACAGAGACGCAAGAGCAAACGGCUGCAGAAGAACCGCGCCGGAGAAGAGCCCGAGAUGGAGUGUCUGAACGGUGUUCAGCUGAACGGCCACAGGGUGUCUGAGAUCCAUGAAGAAGUGGCUCUAAGCAGCAUGAGACCUUCAGCAGACUCCGAGAAACAGCAGAGCUGCGGUGACGAGCUGCACUUUCCCAGAGCGCACCUGCAGACCAUCACCUCACUGGGUCGUGGUGUGUUCGGCGAGGUGUUUCUGGCUAAAGCGAGGGCGAUAGAGGAGACCGAGCCGGAGACACUGGUGCUGGUCAAGAGUUUAGAGAGCCGAGAGGAAACGCACCGAUCUGAGUUCAGACGAGAGCUGGAGAUGUUCAGCAAACUCAAUCACGCUCACGUCGUGCGACUGCUGGGAAUCUGCAGAGAAACCCAACCUCAUUACAUGAUCCUGGAAUACGUGGAUCUGGGUGAUCUCAAACAGUUCCUCAGAAUAUCAAAAAGCAGCGAUGAGAAACUCAAGCCGCAUCCCAUCAGCACUAGAACUAAAGUCUCUAUCUGUGCUCAGGUGGCUCAUGGGAUGCAGCAUUUAUCAAACAGGGGUUUUGUGCAUAAAGACCUGGCGGCCAGGAACUGUCUGAUCAGCGGACAGAGACACGUGAAGGUGUCUGCGCUCAGUCUGAGUAAAGACGUCUAUAACAGCGAGUACUAUCAGCACAGGCAGGUGUGGAUCCCGCUGCGCUGGCUGCCGGCUGAGAGUGUGUUUGAGGGAGAGUUCUGCAGUAAGGCAGACGUCUGGGCGUUCGGGGUGCUGAUGUGGGAGGUGUUCAGUCUGGGCGAGCUGCCGUACCCCGCGCUCAAUGACCACCAGAUGCUGGAAGGUCUCCAGGCAGGUACUCUGCAUUUGUCUCCUCCAGUGAACUGUCCUGCUCACGUCUGCAGUCUGAUGAGCCGCUGCUGGGCGUCCAGCCCUAAAGAACGGCCCACGUUCAGUGAGAUCCUUCAGACUCUGACUGAUUCCUCCACAGACACCAAAGUCUAGAGGAUCACGACUGCAAUCAGAGACUCAAUCACACACAUUUCAGGCGUGAGAGUCUGCUUCGAGACACGCUUCUGUCCCAUUAAUGAUCUGUUUACACUAAUGUAGAAGCUCCUUCCUCUCGCUGGAGCCUCAGGGACUCCGAGGAUGACCGUUGACCUCUGCAGCGCUGGACAAUCGCAGAUCCAUCAGGUUACAGACGCAGGACGAGGUGCUGCACACACAUGAUGCUGGGAUCACGUCAUGCCUGCGGUUCACGUCACGCACUGGAAUCAGCAGUGUGUACAGAGUGUGUGUGUGUGUGAGAGUGUGUGUUUUCACAGGAUGAUGUCUUGUCACGAAACACAUCGUUAAUGGAAUUCAGUCACUUAUAUUUGGGAAACUGAGAGAUUAAUGAUGAAGUUAGAGACUGACAUACAAAGCUAUAAUACGAUUAACAAAUAUUCACUAAUUAACACGUGUGUGUGUGUGUGUGUGGUGUGUGUGUGUGAUAGAGAGAUUGUUCUUAAUGAUAAUAAGAUCUUUGUUUCUCUGAGGUGCUCACAGGUGACUGUGUUAUUGUAAUAAAUAUAUAUGCAAUGCCUCAGAUUGCGAACAUUUCUAAGCCAUGAUUAAUCACAUUUUAUUGUAAUUCCGUCUCCACAAAGUCCUUCUGGAUUGUUUUUCUCAAACACACGACCAACAAACUGAGAUGAUACACAAAUUACACUUAAAACUUAAGGUGUCAUGUUGAUGUGUUGUGAUUAUUGAUGUAGAUCAGCGGUUCUCAACCAGGUCCAGUAGGGGUUCUCAAAAACGUUAUUUAAAAAAAAGACAAUAAGCAUUAAAACAGCAUAAAAUCAAGCUAUUUCUUAUUUUAAUUCACCACUUAAACAACUGUUUUUGUCUAUUAAGAGCCAGAAAGGAAAACAUGAUUAUGUGAGGAACGCUGAUUUUAAAAGUGUGAUUUCUAAACCUGGAAAAGUCAUGGAAAUGAAUAACUUUUGCAUUACAGCAGAUAUUAUUGUGACGUCGUUUGAGGACUGCGUGAGCUUUGAUGAAGGUUUUGUGUGUCUGUGAUUUUAAUGUGGCCAGUGUUGGUUUCAUUCAGACUCCCGCAGCAGAAACACGUCCUGCACUGUUUGCUCUCAGUGGUUUUCAUCAGGUGAAAAGAUUAAAUCAACUUUGUUUUUUACAACUAAGAGUGCCUAGAACAUGAAGUUUUUUUUACAGUAUCUUUUGUAAUGCAGUUAAUGCUUGUUGUUUUUAACAACUGCUUUUAUAUAAUCGUUUCAUAUGUAUUUUUAUUGUUGUUGUUGUUUGUUUUUCAUCUCUGUGGUCAUUGUCUGUUCAUGGUUAUUUUUAAGGCAGGCUCUCACACAGUAACACUUUUAUAUUCUGCUUUAUAAAGGUCACAGUAAUCCAGAUGUAGUGCUGCUCUCAUUAAACAGUCACGUUUUUAACAGCAUUGAUGUUUCUGUGCUCC